Molecule: messenger RNA, 1350 nt
Organism: Eruca vesicaria subsp. sativa (arugula)
Lineage: Eukaryota; Viridiplantae; Streptophyta; Magnoliopsida; Brassicales; Brassicaceae
Source: the annotation of a GenBank genome assembly
CCAGAACCUGCUUAAUCUUUUCUUUUCUUCUCUUCACCAUUCUCUCUGGUUUUAGGGUUUCGCGAGAUUGCAAACGGCUCGCCUUUAGCUACUCUCGCUCUCAUCUCGAAGUUAAAGAGCUAAGAUGGAUAUGGUCAAAAGAGAUAAUGAUCCAAUGGAAUGGUCCACUGUCCCUUACAACACUCCUCUCCAAGGACCUACCUCCAACGGCAAGCAACGAACUUCAAGCUUAGAAGCACCCAUUACGCUACUAACCGGACACCAAAGCGCUAUCUACACCAUGAAGUUCAACCCUUCUGGAACCGUGAUCGCCUCCGGUUCUCACGACAGAGAGAUCUUCCUCUGGAGAGUUCACGGAGACUGCAAAAACUUUAUGGUUCUCAAAGGUCACAAGAACGCUAUCCUCGAUCUUCACUGGACCAGCGACGGCUCGCAGAUCGUAUCAGCCAGUCCUGAUAAAACCGUUAGAGCUUGGGAUGUCGAGACAGGGAAACAGGUUAAGAAGAUGGCUGAGCAUUCCUCGUUUGUGAAUUCUUGCUGCUCUUCGCGUCGUGGGUUGCCUCUUAUAGUUAGUGGUUCUGAUGACGGCACUGCUAAGCUCUGGGACAUGCGUCAGAGAGGAGCUGUGCAGACGUUUCCUGAUAAGUACCAGAUCACAGCCGUGAGUUUCUCUGAUGGAGCUGAUAAGAUAUUCACUGGGGGUGUGGAUAACGAUGUUAAAGUGUGGGAUUUGAGGAAAGGUGAAGCGAUUAUGACCCUUGAGGGUCAUCAAGAUACGAUAACUGGUAUGAGCUUAAGUCCAGACGGGUCUUAUCUUCUCACUAAUGCUAUGGACUGUAAGCUUUGUGUUUGGGAUAUGCGUCCUUACGCUCCUCAGAACCGGUGUGUGAAGAUCUUUGAAGGGCAUAUACACAACUUUGAGAAGAACUUGUUGAAGUGUGCGUGGUCACCUGAUGGUACGAAAGUCACAGCGGGUAGUGCGGAUAGAAUGGUUCAUAUAUGGGACACGACGACUAGGAGGAUUCUGUAUAAGCUUCCGGGUCAUAAUGGGUCUGUUAAUGAGUCUGUCUUCCAUCCUCAUGAACCAAUCAUUGGAUCUUGCAGUAGUGAUAAACAGAUUUAUCUAGGUGAGAUCUGAGUUGUUGCCUAUAAGAGUGUAGAAAGCUUAUUGUCUGAGUAUGUUGUGGCUUGGAUUAAGAUGAGACAAUGAAUCUUUGUAAUGUUCUCAGUUUUUGGUAAACACAUCUAUGUGAAUUCAAUGAGUAUAUGUUUCUAGAGAUUCAUUCCUUUGUUUUGUCGUUAAUAGCAUGCAACAGAAAUAUGCAGACCGGUUUUGGUUUGUUUAUUAAG